This is a messenger RNA of Gryllus bimaculatus (two-spotted cricket), 464 nucleotides long. The record is from the annotation of a GenBank genome assembly. NCBI's taxonomy places the organism in Eukaryota, Metazoa, Arthropoda, Insecta, Orthoptera, Gryllidae.
GCUGCGCUGCCAACAGUCGCGUUCUGGAGCUGUGAGCGAGCGCACUUCGCGUGGCCGCCCCUCGCCGUCCGGUGAACGGUGUGUGAUUCAUUCGCGACGAGCGUCUUUCGUGUUUCUGGUUUUCCGCUUGGAAAAUGAGGUUGUCUUCCGCGUGCUUGGCGGCUUAGUUUAAAAAAAGAAAUAGUAAUAACGAGAUUGGUUUGUUGCGCGGUGGACUUGUGAAAUUUUAUGAAGUGAGAGUUGUUCCUGGAAGAAAAGACGUCAAGAUGAUGGCCGAUGGGUACCUCGUCGGCGACGGGUCUUGGAACCUGCGGGUGUGCGUCACCAACCUGCAGGUGGAGCGAACGCUGCGCGUCAAAGGCGACCUGCACAUCGGGGGAGUGAUGCUGAAGCUCGUCGAGGACUUAGGUACAAUAUUUUGCGACAAUUAUUUGUCACAGUGUCGACACACAAGUGAUGAAUGA